Molecule: messenger RNA, 834 nt
Organism: Vitis riparia (riverbank grape)
Lineage: Eukaryota; Viridiplantae; Streptophyta; Magnoliopsida; Vitales; Vitaceae
Exons: 2
Coding region: 1-834 (277 amino acids)
Source: RefSeq, a predicted model, not a curated record
AUGCCUAAGACCCGAGGAGGCUCUGCCUCAGCUCCCCAAAGCAGUCAUAAAGCUGCCCCUGUGCGGGCCUCGCUAGAUGUACCCCCACAUUUACCUGAUUCUGCCCCCCAACGUAGAUACCAUACGAGGAGAGCAGUUGCCACGCCUGUAGCCCUUACUCAGAUUCCAGCUAGGAGUCCUCCUACAAAGAAGGCCAAGACUUCAGAGCCAGGAGAGUCCUCCAGAGCAGCUCGAGAUUCACAGUCUCAACCUCCUUCCACCAGACGCCCUAUCCUCACCAGCUCGCCCAUUGAGGGCAACUUCGAUUGCCGAGCGAGAGCAUUCCAUGUCGAGGCAUAUUUUGAUCACUAUGUUUUGCGACAGCAGCCUGAGUUGGGGGAUUCAUACCGCCUACUUGAGAGGGAAGUUCCUCCACAGCCCUUACCAUCUAUAUUUGCUCCGUCCACAUCAGCUUCCUCGGAGCCCGUACCAGAGGCAGCAUCGUCUGAUGCCCCACCUACUGUUCCUCCUAUCCCAGAGCCGCCCAUUACUAUCCCUGGUGCAGAGUAUCGUGACUUGGUCGCUUCUUUCCAAACUCUGACCACUACUCAGACGACCAUUAUGGAGCGGAUGGACCACCUCCGACUUCGGCAGGACCAGCAGACUCUCAUUCUCCGUGAGAUUCAGCAGCACCUCGGUCUUUUGCCACCAGCUCCACCUGUUUCUCCUAUGCCCUCAGAGCCUUUUGCUCCAACUGAUGAUUUUGAUCCAGCUGAUGAUGCUACACCUGUAGCGGUACCUUCCACAGUUGCAGCUGAGGACCCCUCAUAUCCACCAGAGGAGCCUACUACUUGA